Molecule: messenger RNA, 1430 nt
Organism: Homalodisca vitripennis (glassy-winged sharpshooter)
Lineage: Eukaryota; Metazoa; Arthropoda; Insecta; Hemiptera; Cicadellidae
Product: transmembrane protein 231
Exons: 5
Coding region: 207-1109 (300 amino acids)
Biological process (GO): regulation of protein localization; cilium assembly
Cellular component (GO): ciliary membrane; ciliary transition zone
Source: RefSeq, a predicted model, not a curated record
GUAUUCACUCAAGAGGUUUAUAAAAAUAAACUUUCUUAUUAGGCCUAUACAGUGGUUAUUCAACUGAAAUUUGAUUGCACUGUUGCAUAACAUUCAUAGAAAUUUCCAGUGAUUAAUAAAAUAUUUGAUAGUAUUCAGUAUUUAAAUUUAUUAAAGACAAGAGUUACAAUUUGGCCUUUUAACUUCAAGAAACUAAAGAACUUAAAAUGGUUGUGUAUGAUGUAUUUAGUGAUUGUAUAACUUAUAAGUAUAAAGCCUACUUUUGUUCAAAAGCCUCAUUAAUUUUGUUCAUAACAUCAGUACUAUCAGUUUUAUUUCCACUAAUAUUUACUUAUAGAAGUCAUGGCUUCUGGAUGAGAACUGACACUUACCAAGAACAACCACAAGUUUCUUACAAAUAUGACUACAUAUUAAUAGCUGAUACAGACAGCCGGGACAGCCUCAUAAUUUGUUCCAACCUUCCUUAUAUUUCAACCAACCAUUACUCCUGCCCUAUUGUUAAGGCUAUCGAAGAAGAUGUUAAUAGAGAUGGCUAUAACGAUGCGUUGCACUUCUCCAUAAAUUUGCUGUCAGAAGAUGUUACAGUUCAUGGGAUCACCCUCCUACUUUUCUUUGACUACAAGCUCACAAGCUACUGCCGAGUGCAGAUGGAGGUGAUGGCAGUAGUACAGCACAGUUCACCACUAGCCGGGGCAGGUCUGAUCGUGUCAGCAGAUCUGAGUCUGGUACAACGGCAGCCACUCAAUCCACGGCACACCCACACCCAGUACAACAUCUCCACUGUUCAGUCUACGGUACCAUUUUCUCUUCCUCAGCUGCUCUCUCAGUACUCCUUCAGAAACGUGAGUGCACGGUUGACAAACAUGUACGUUAGCUGGCAGACCAGGCCUGUGGCAGGUGAGCCGUUCACAGUAGACGCCACUGUUAUCUACACAGAAUCUACAGUACGCUACACACCCUCCCGUUGGCAACAGCUGCGACUGGGUUGGGUACAGUUCUUCCCUAUUCUGGUCAUCUCCAUCCUGGCCUUCCGAGCGGUCAAGAGCUUCAUCUUCUCCAACCAGUUGGUUCACACGUACCGUGAUGUACCGUGGAAACCACUUCGAUGAGAGUGUUGUUGGGUUGGUUCCAUGUUCAUAUCACCCAGCUAUAAAACUCCUCUGUGUUAUGGUUUGUAACAGACAUCAGCAAUUGUAGAAGUAAUUGAUGGAUUUAUUGAUCAAGGUGCCAAUCGUGACAUUUUCAACUGAGAUGGCUUAUCCUACAAUGUGAAUGACAUUAAUUUAUAUAGUACUGAAGUGUAUAAAACUGUAUUUUAUUAUAAUUAAUUAGAAAACCAAUGUGUAUGUCUACUUGAACUGUAUACUUUUACAACUUAACUAAAUUAAACUAUGUAGAUUAAGAUUAAAAUACUUCUUUUUUUAAAUACA